Molecule: messenger RNA, 2954 nt
Organism: Salmo salar (Atlantic salmon)
Lineage: Eukaryota; Metazoa; Chordata; Actinopteri; Salmoniformes; Salmonidae
Source: RefSeq, a predicted model, not a curated record
GAGAGAGAGGGAGAGAGAGAGAGGGAGCGAGGGAGAGAGCGGGAGAUUAACUCCUGACAAGAAAAAAAGAGUAGUGUGGGUGCACUAGAGCCACUCUCCUUGAGUCCAAGUAGAGCCAGUUUGGAUAGUGGUGACAUUGGAGCCUCCAUAGGUCAGAUCUCUCUCUCUCUCUCCACUCUUCGGUGGGGUGUGAGCAGAGCCCCAGACCCCCUUCAAAGGGCUGUAACGGUGGCAGCUAAGUCUAGAUGAUCCAGGUGGACUUACACCAGGGGCUCCAGUGGACAGGGGCACAGGCAGAGAGAGGACACUUUCAUUUGUUCCAGAUGAAACAUUUGGCUUCCCAGAUCUUGUUACCUUAACUGGACUUUGCGAGGAUGUGAAAAAAAUGGAUUGCAUAUUUUUCGGGGAGGUGACGAGACUCCAGAUCAAAUUGGAAUGCUGAGAGGUACCUCUGACCAGCCUAGGAAUAGAUGUACCAAUGGAUGAUUUCAUGAGGAUUGUUCCAUACACUCAGUAACUGCAUCCCAUAUCUAAAAGGCUGUCACUUGUUGAACAUGAAGUGUUCAGAACCAUGAGCACCAACCCAAAGAAAAUGACGGAAGGCGGCACACACCUCAGUCGGGCCAAAGUUUCCCAGGACCAGGUAGUUCCGGAAACAGGGGACCCAGAUCGAACCCCGCCGGUGUUCGUGCGCAAGCUCCGCAAGGCUGCAGUGGGGACAGGGUGUGAUAUCCGCCUGAGGGUGUCUGUGAGGGGUCAACCUGCCCCCUCUCUGUUUUGGUACCGUAACAAUGAUCUCCUGGCCCCGCCUGGGGAGAAGGAUGUUGGGGGUCUGUGGAUCAGGGAUUGCAAGGCCAGUGAUGCUGGUCUCUAUACCUGCGUAGCCAGCAACUGCCUGGGGGAGGCUCAGAGCAGCGCCCUGCUUGCCGUUAUGGACCUGGGAGAAGAGGACCGGACACUCCACCAAGACGUUUGGAAGGUUCACCCAUGCGAAGUUUUCCGCUCCUGCCGAAAGCAAAGCUAUGACUCUGAAACCACAGAGGAUGAAGCCACGGAGCCCCAGGUACCCAUGGAAACCAAGGAAGGACCUGGCGGGCGGCACCAGGACAAGGCUGGCCGUAGAGUGCCUGCAGGUGAAGGAUGUAGGAUGAUGGACUCCAGCCCUGACCGGAGGGCCACCCUUCCUGGGGGCCAUGACCCAGUGGUGGAGAGGGAGCUCAUGGCUUUGGGCUCGCGGCCCCCAGGGGCCCAGGAUCCAACACACCCCGGCAGGAUCCCAUCUCCUUCUCUCCCCCAAACCCAAACAGGCCCAUCCUUCAGUCCUGCCUCACCCCAGUCCAGUCAAACUGUAUCCCAACCCACAACAUCCCUCAGCUCCCAUAAGAACAGUGUCACCUCACACAAUACCCAAGACCCUUCCCUAGGAGGAGCUGUGGUCAAAAACAAACUCCCGGGGAUGUUUUCAGGAGCCUCCUCCCAUACUUCAAGCAGCGGCAGCAGUGGUGGCAAGACACCCAAACUGGCCCGUGCCGCACCCAAGAUCUUUGACAAGAUCAAGGAGUUUGAACAAAAGGUGAGUGAGGUGAGUGCGGGGGUCAGAUCUGGGCGCUCUUUCGGCCGGGCGGCAUCCUGCGAUCUGGAGGGGGUCUCCAAAGAGGAGGGGACAAGCCAGCCGGAUGUCGCGGCCUUCAGGCGCUCCAUGUUUGGAAAGAAGAGGGCCUCGUCUCUGGAGGACAAACCAAGCUACCAGCAGAGGGUCCAGAGCUUCCAGAACAAGUUCACAGAGGAACUGGCCAGGAUCAAGAAGCUGGUGGGGAGGCCCAACCUGAAGAAGGCCUACUCCACCGAGCAGUUGCCUCAGACAGAGAGCCGGUCCGUGGGCAAGCUGGAGCCCAUUCCCCCUCAGGUGGUCAAGAAGCUGGAAGAGAGGGAGAAGGUCCUGGAGGAGAGAGGACUAAUAGGGAAGAGCGUUGAAGAGAGUGUUUCGUCCCGAAAAUCAUCGCAAUCCCAUGAGAAGGGUCUGACAGAUCAAAGGAAUGUUCCGCAACGGGAGCAGCAUGAUUCAGCUUCAGCAUCAGCUCAGCCGUCUGAGUCUAAAAGUGUGGGGAAAGGCUCUGUUUCCAUGGAGACAGUACUGGUUAACCAGUUACCAGGACGACGAUCACCCUCAUCAAGAGUCAUGCGGAAAAGCCCAACCAGGGAAGUCCUUCGGAGCUCUCCCGCAGCAGCGAAGCCUCCACACACGGCCGAGGAACAACCACCUGUAUCUCCAACACCCAAAGGGCCUUUGGCUGAUAAAGAGCUGGAGCAGCCUCCACCCAGGAUGGACCACCCCGGGUCUCCAACCCCCACCGCACAAAGAGCACCGCCUACCUACCCCAAAGGGCCUUCCUCUCCUAAAGAGCUUGAGAAACCUCUACACCACCGCAGGCCUCCAAGCCCCAGGUCUCCAAGCCCCACCAUGCAGAGAGGACCAUCACCGACCCCUGCCAAAGAUCCAGCCUCCGCCUAUCCCCCCAUGCCCCCACGACUGUCCCCCACCCCCAUCUCCACCCCUUCCAUCAGCCCUCUAACGAAGAGACGGAAGGGAGAGCUGGGGAGGACGUCUCCCGCGCUGAAGAUGACCAUUCCUACCAUCCUGGUGGAGGACGAACUCAUGGAAAUGGAAGAGGAGGAGGCCGGCGAGAAGAGAGAGAGAGAAAAGACGAGAAGAGCAGGGAAGCGGGAGGGCAGGGCUUCCAAGACUCAGAAGAAGGGAAAAGUCUCGGGAAAGUCUUGGGAAAGUCAGCCUAUGUCUCCUGAGACAGAAGACGAUUCAGAUGACUCUUACAUGUCGACAGAUGAGGGUCCAGCUGAGAAACCAGCGUUUGAGAGGCCCCUGGGGGACACCAUCGCCACCGCUGGCUCUGAGGUCCUGCUCAAAUGUGUCAUCACUGGCAGCCCCCUCCCAACAG